AUGUUCAUGUCAAGAUCAGAAUACGACCGAGGCAUCAAUACCUUCUCCCCCGAAGGCCGCCUCUUCCAGGUCGAAUACUCCCUCGAGGCCAUCAAGCUCGGCUCCACGGCCAUCGGCGUCGCCACCUCCGAGGGCGUCAUCCUCGGCGUCGAGAAGCGCGUCACUUCCACCCUGCUCGAGACCUCGUCGGUCGAGAAGAUUGUCGAGAUUGACCGCCACAUUGGCUGCGCCAUGUCGGGCCUCCAGGCCGACGCCCGCUCCAUGAUUGAGCACGCCCGCGUCGAGUGCCAGAACCACCACUUCAACUACAACGAGCCCCUCGGCGUCGAGAGCACGACCCAGGCCAUCUGUGACCUGGCCCUACGCUUCGGCGAGGGCGCCGACGGCGAGGAGACUAUCAUGAGCAGGCCCUUUGGCGUCGCCCUGCUCAUCGCCGGCCACGACGAGAACGGCCCCCAGCUGUUCCACGCGGAGCCUAGCGGUACCUUUUACCGAUAUGAUGCCAAGGCCAUCGGCUCAGGCUCCGAGGGUGCCCAGGCCGAACUUCAGAACGAAUACCACAAGUCCCUGACUAUUGUCGAUGCCGAGACCCUCGUCUUGAAAACUCUCAAGCAAGUCAUGGAGGAAAAGCUCGACUCCAAAAACGUCCAGCUCGCCAGUGUCACCAAGGAAAAGGGCUUUAGAAUAUACACAGAUGAGGAAAUGGCCGCCGUCGUCGAGCGACUACCAGCAAACUAA
Messenger RNA from Akanthomyces muscarius, 738 nucleotides. RefSeq lists its product as uncharacterized. Gene Ontology annotation, biological process: proteasome-mediated ubiquitin-dependent protein catabolic process. NCBI's taxonomy places the organism in Eukaryota, Fungi, Ascomycota, Sordariomycetes, Hypocreales, Cordycipitaceae. The record is from RefSeq and is a predicted model, not a curated record. The coding region runs from base 1 to 738 and encodes 245 amino acids. The transcript has 3 exons. Gene Ontology annotation, cellular component: proteasome core complex, alpha-subunit complex; proteasome core complex; nucleus.